This is a messenger RNA of Callorhinchus milii (elephant shark), 1776 nucleotides long. RefSeq names its product thymidine phosphorylase. Gene Ontology annotation, cellular component: cytosol. NCBI's taxonomy places the organism in Eukaryota, Metazoa, Chordata, Chondrichthyes, Chimaeriformes, Callorhinchidae. Gene Ontology annotation, molecular function: 1,4-alpha-oligoglucan phosphorylase activity; pyrimidine-nucleoside phosphorylase activity. The transcript has 11 exons. The record is from RefSeq and is a predicted model, not a curated record. Gene Ontology annotation, biological process: pyrimidine nucleoside metabolic process; pyrimidine nucleobase metabolic process. The coding region runs from base 218 to 1597 and encodes 459 amino acids.
GCACAAAGCGAAUGAGAGGAAUUGAAACUCAGUCUGUAAUUACUCCCUAUCAAAACAAUUGUGCAAUUGAGCCGGUUCUUCAAGUCUGGCUUCCAACAAGGAUUGUCCACUGUCCCCUCAUAUACCAGUGACUGUGCUCAUUGUCAACACGGUCACCAGCUCUCAGCCUAACCCACUGACUGUCGUCGAAGACACUGAGACAGGUAUUGAGAUAGACAUGCUGAAGAAGGCUGAUCUGCAGCUCAGCUUCCCAGAGGUGAUCCGGAAAAAACGGGACCAGGAGGUGCUGACGGCCGAGGAAAUCCAUUACUUUGUCCAGGGCGUGAAGGAGAAAACCAUCAGUGACAGCCAAAUAGGAGCCGUACUAAUGGCGAUACGGCUGAUGGGGAUGAAUGAGGAUGAGACACUGAGCCUGACCAGGGAGAUGAUGUCCUCAGGGAAAGUAUUGCAGUGGCCGGAGGAGUGGCAGGGGACAAUGGUGGACAAGCACUCAACAGGGGGUGUGGGAGACAAGGUCAGCCUCCCCCUGGCCCCCGCACUGGCUGCCUGUGGCUGCAAGGUCCCGAUGAUCAGUGGCAGGGGGCUUGGUCACACCGGAGGAACCCUGGACAAACUGGAGUCUAUCCCGGGAUUUACCAUCAAUCUCAACCCAGAAGAGGUACUGGCUGAGGUUGGCUGUUGUAUUGUAGGACAGUCGGCUUCGCUGGUUCCCGUCGACCGGAUCCUGUAUGCCAUCCGCGACGUGACUGGGACUGUGGACAGCAACGCCCUCAUCGCAGCCUCGAUCCUGGCUAAGAAGGGAGCAGAGUCAUUGUCGGCAUUGGUGUUGGACGUCAAACACGGAGCCGCCGCCAUCUACACGGACCUUAAGAAAGCUCGGCUAUUCGCUCAUACACUGGUAAAGCUGGGGGAGAGGCUGGGGGUGCGGACGGUGGCGGUGCUGACGGCAAUGGACAGCCCCAUUGGGAGGAACGUGGGCAACUCGCUGGAGGUCAUCGAGGCCGUGGAAUGUCUGAGAGGCCGAGGGGACCCCGACCUGGAGGAGCUGGUCACUUACCUCGGGGGAUACCUGCUGUCUAUGUGCGGUAAAGCCCGGAGUUCGCAGGAAGGAGCGGGGAAAAUUGCGGAGGUGUUGCGGGACGGCACGGCCCUGGCACAGUUCCAGGCUAUGCUGGUGGCACAGGGUGUCGGAGCCGAAAAUGCCAAGCGCCUGUGCCAGGGCGAUCAACACGUCCUACCCCAGGCCAGACAUCAACAGCUACUGCGGGUGCCAACCACAGGCACAGUGCAGGGUAUCCGGGCGCUGCCGUUGGCUGAGGUGGUCCAUGAGCUGGGAGCAGGGCGUACAGUGCCAGGAGAAGCCAUCAACCACAGUGUGGGCAUCGAGCUGCUGUGCCGUGUGGGUCAGGACGUCAGGGCAGGGGAGGCCUGGCUGAGGGUUCACUACGAGACGCCGGAGCUCAGUGACAGUCAGCUCUCUCGCCUGCAGGGAGCGCUGAGCAUCAGUGACUGUCCCGUCACCAUCAGCAGCCGUGUGACUGAGAUCUUUAACAUCCGCCUGAGCAGGGCACAGACUGGGCUCAUUCGUCUCAUCUAACGCACGGUGUCUCUGACAAGGCGGCGCUCUCUUUCUUUACCCCCUGUGCUGGAGCGUCGGCCUGGCCUGGGGGGAUGGCGUUUGAUCCCACCAGCUGAGCGAUGCCAGUGGGUAAUGAAGUGAGAGUCUGGUUGGUGGGGAGGAGCGAGGCCAGGAACGGAUUUGAACAUGAGUGUGAG